AUGUUGCAUCUGCUGUCAAGCGCCGACGCUCAAGAGCUGUCGAUCCGCAAUUCGAGAAAGGAGGUAUCAAGAGAAUUUGAACAAGACCCUACCAAAUUAAAAAAAACUGAUGGCGUUAGACAAUCUGUCUCCGAAUUCCCUUUCACUGGAAGUAUAAAAGUAACGAUUAAGGACAAGCCGAUUAUAGAAUCAAAAGAGUACCAGAUGCAUCUCCUAAGCUGGGCCUUCCGCGCUUUUCUCUUCCACAUCCAGCGAACGAAACGUCUGUACGAAAUAAAACUGAGAACACAAGAGCGUUUCAUCAAUACAGAUUUGCAGAGAUACUUCGGGAUGUGGAGAUCAAGGGUUGACGAGAUGAAGAAAGCAAAGGUGACGAGAAAAAGCGAAUGUGAAAUUUCCGACGACCAAAAAAUCCAACUGUUCGUGAACGCAAUAGUUGAGAAGCAGAAGAGCGACAAGAGUUCGCGCGAAGUUCAUUCCACAGACUCUUCAUCGAAAAAAAUUCCAACUCUUGACAGUGAUCGACUGGCUAAAUCGCCAAAUAUCGCUGACUCCUCUCUCCAGAAGCGGCUGUCUCUCCAGAGGAAAAUAAUCACCGAGCAAAGGAUGAAGUUGGUCCGACAAAAUCAAAUAAUCGAGGCCAUGAAAUUGAAGAGAAUCGCCGAGGAAUCACAACACGCGAAGAGGGAGACGUUGACCACCGCGAAACAGGUGCUCAACAAAUGUAGACAGGAGACUAGAAAUAAUUUGAUACAACUCAUGAAAUUGGAAUCGAGCAGAGGGAAUGACCUCGACCCCCCGAAAUUUCCGCCUCAACCCCCCGAUUUUUUAUCCCGAAUGGAGGCGAGAGCGGAGAGAAGGAGAGAGCGAAUAAGGGAAGCUAGGGAAAAGCAGCGGGAAAAAUUGGAGCUUCAGAAGGAGCGGGAGGAAACUACGAGGAGAGAAGAGGAAGAGCGGCAGAAGCAGUUGCGACUGGAGGCGCAACGCAGGGCGAGGCGAGCGCUCCAAGAGCAGCGGAGGAAGAAAAUAAUUGAAGCAGAGAAAUUAAAAACCGUUAACGAACUAGUGGCCAGAUUUUACGGAAGAUAUCUCCUGAGGAACUACAUCUUGUCGCCUUUCGUUCGCUUGAUCGAGGAGGGGAAACAUCAUCUGGAAAUCGCGGAUGAUCAUUACAGCAUGACUUUAUCAAACAAGACGUUUACUAUUUGGAAGAAAUACACGAGGGAAGCGACUGAUUUGAAGCUAGAGCGGUGCACAGAGAUUUGCAAUACGAAUAUUCUCGUGAGAUUCUUCUGCGAAUGGAUGUCACUGGCGAAGGAGAACAUCAAGAAGUAUAAAAGUGCUUGGAAUUUUUACACUUCACGACUGCGAGGGAAAUACUUGAGGGCUUGGUACGCUGAGGUACUGGAAAUGCGACUGAGAACCCUGGAAACUCUGCAGUUCGCAAUGAAUCAUUACGAUGAAAAGAUAAAGCUGAAGUACCUCCGAAUAUGGCAGACGUACACCAAAAUAUCCGACGACGUGAACGAAAGUGAUAGACAGAAAGAGAAGUGGAGGGCAUUGGUGCAGCAUGUCGUUCCGAAUUUUUGUCCGAAAUACAGGGGAGUUAUCAGGGAUGACUAA
Messenger RNA from Diachasma alloeum, 1623 nucleotides. Its product is annotated as meiosis-specific nuclear structural protein 1. The transcript has a single exon. The record is from RefSeq and is a predicted model, not a curated record. Lineage: Eukaryota; Metazoa; Arthropoda; Insecta; Hymenoptera; Braconidae. Gene Ontology annotation, molecular function: phosphatase binding. The coding region runs from base 1 to 1623 and encodes 540 amino acids.